Varanus komodoensis (Komodo dragon) is the source of this 8569-nucleotide messenger RNA. RefSeq names its product teneurin transmembrane protein 4 (gene TENM4). Gene Ontology annotation, biological process: neuron development; signal transduction; heterophilic cell-cell adhesion. The coding region runs from base 263 to 8569 and encodes 2768 amino acids. NCBI's taxonomy places the organism in Eukaryota, Metazoa, Chordata, Lepidosauria, Squamata, Varanidae. The record is from RefSeq and is a predicted model, not a curated record. Gene Ontology annotation, molecular function: cell adhesion molecule binding; protein heterodimerization activity; protein homodimerization activity. The transcript has 32 exons. Gene Ontology annotation, cellular component: neuron projection; membrane.
UUCAGAAUGGUUUUCUGCACUGUUCAUAAAAGUGGAAGAUCAGAUAACCCCAAGCAGGGAUCUGCAGAACCUACAGUCAUUUCUAUUUCUGAGUCCGCUGUAAUGGAGCCAGGUAAACUGCAUUUAGCACACUUCCAGGUUAAGACUGCGUACUUCAAGGACCAUUUGAUGGAUUACUCCUAGAUAGUUCCAACAGAGCAUUUGGAUCAGAUCGCCUUGCGGACUCCGCUUCUUUCAUGUUGAAGGCACAGACGAGAAAGCCAUGGAUGUGAAGGAGAGGAAACCGUACCGUUCCUUGACCAGGCGCCGCGACGCCGAGCGCCGCUACACUAGCUCCUCGGCCGAGAGCGAGGACAGCAAAAUACCUCAGAAGUCUUACAGCUCCAGCGAGACCCUGAAGGCUUACGAUCAGGACCCCAGGCUGACCUACGGCAACCGGGUCAAAGAAAUGGUUCACCAGGAGGCGGAAGAGUACUGCAGGACAGGAGCCAACUUUUCCUUGCGAGAACUGGGCCUCGACGACGUCUCUCCGCCUCACGGGACUUUAUACCGGACAGAUAUAGGGCUGCCCCACUGCGGCUAUUCCAUCAGCGCCGGCUCCGAUGCCGACACGGAAGCUGACGCGGUCCUGUCACCUGAGCACCCGGUCCGGCUUUGGGGGCGCAACACCAAGUCGGGCCGCAGCUCCUGCCUGUCAAGCCGAGCCAACUCCAACCUCACCCUCACGGAUACAGAACACGAGAACACCGAAACUGAUCAUCCGCCAAGUCUUCAAAACCACUCAAGGCUUCGAACUCCCCCACCGCCACUUUCACACGCACACACGCCAAACCAGCAUCACGCGGCCUCCAUUAAUUCCCUAAAUCGAGGGAACUUCACUCCGCGCAGCAAUCCUAGCCCUGCUCCCACAGACCACUCCCUUUCCGGAGAGCAGCCGGCUGGGACGCAAGAGUCGACACACGCUCAGGACAACUGGUUACUUAACAGUAACAUCCCCCUUGAGACAAGAAACAUAGCAAAGCAGACAUUCCUAGAGACAUUGCAGGACAACCUCAUUGAGAUGGACAUUCUCACCUCCUCCCGACAUGACGGUGCUUACAAUGAUGGGCACUUCCUGUUCAAACCAGGGGGCACCUCUCCCCUAUUUUGUACAACGUCUCCCGGAUAUCCCUUGACGUCCAGCACUGUGUAUUCACCUCCUCCCAGGCCUCUACCCAGGAGUACAUUUUCUAGGCCUGCCUUUAAUCUGAAGAAGCCCUAUAAAUACUGUACCUGGAAAUGUGCGGCUUUGAGUGCCAUCGUCAUCUCGGUCACGCUGGUGAUCCUCCUGGCGUAUUUCAUCGCCAUGCACCUGUUUGGCCUAAACUGGCACCUGCAACCGAUGGAAGGGCAGAUGUAUGAGAUCACGGAAGACAUGGCCACCAGUUGGCCAGUGCCAACGGACGUCUCCGUAUAUUCCUCAGGGGGCACGGGGUUAGAGUUACCUGACAGGAAAGGCAAAGGAGUCGGCGAAGGAAAGCCCAGUAGUUUCUUUCCAGAAGACAGUUUUAUAGACAGUGGAGAGAUUGAUGUUGGCAGACGAGCCACGCAGAAGAUCCCUCCCAGCAUUUUUUGGAGAUCUCAGGUGUUCAUUGACCACCCAGUGCAUCUGAAGUUCAACGUUUCCUUAGGAAAGUCCGCUCUCGUUGGGAUCUAUGGCAGAAAGGGCCUGCCUCCUUCACACACACAGUUUGACUUUGUGGAGCUGCUCGAUGGGAGAAGGCUACUGACUCAAGAGGCCCGGGGCCUGGAAGGGCCCCAGCGGCAACACAAGGGCAUCGUGCCGCUGGCCAGUCACGAGACAGGAUUUAUCCAGUACUUGGAUUCGGGGAUGUGGCACCUGGCCUUCUACAAUGACGGGAAGGAGUCCGAGGUGGUCUCUUUUCUCACCACUGCCAUUGAGUCGGUGGACAGUUGCCCCAGGAACUGCUAUGGAAAUGGUGACUGUGUUUCCGGCAACUGCCGCUGCUUCCUGGGCUUCCUGGGUCCGGAUUGUGGCCGAGCCUCCUGCCCGGUGCUGUGCAGCGGCAACGGGCAGUACAUGAAGGGCCGGUGCUUGUGCCACAGUGGAUGGAAAGGGGCCGAGUGCGACGUUCCGACCAGCCAGUGCAUCGAUGUCUCUUGCAGCAGCCACGGCACCUGCAUCAUGGGAACCUGCAUCUGCAACCCCGGUUACAAGGGCGAGAGCUGCGAGGAAGUGGACUGCAUGGACCCCACCUGCUCGGGACGUGGCGUUUGUGUGAGAGGAGAGUGCCACUGCUCAGUGGGCUGGGGAGGCAGCAAUUGCGAGACGCCCAGAGCCACCUGUCUGGACCAGUGCUCUGGCCAUGGCACCUUCCUGCCUGAAACCGGCCUGUGCAACUGUGAUCCCAGCUGGACCGGACACGACUGCUCCAUCGAGAUCUGUGCCGCGGACUGCGGAGGGCACGGCGUGUGUGUCGGAGGCGCCUGCCGCUGCGAGGAGGGCUGGAUGGGAGCGGCCUGUGACCAGCGCGCCUGCCACCCCCGCUGCAACGAGCAUGGGACGUGCCGUGACGGCAAGUGCGAAUGCAGUCCGGGCUGGAACGGAGAGCAUUGCACCAUUGCUCACUAUCUGGAUAAGGUAGUGAAAGAGGGAUGCCCUGGCUUGUGUAACGGCAACGGCCGGUGCACACUGGACAUGAAUGGCUGGCACUGUGUCUGCCAGAUGGGAUGGCGAGGAGCAGGCUGCGACACUUCCAUGGAGACGGCAUGUGGUGACGGGAAAGACAAUGACGGAGACGGGUUAAUCGAUUGCAUGGACCCUGACUGCUGCCUCCAGCCCCUGUGCCAGGCCAACGUGCUCUGCCUGGGCUCUCCGGACCCGCUGGACAUCAUACAAGACACCCAGCCGCCGGCAUCCCAGCAGAACCUUUACUCGUUCUACGACCGGAUCAAGUUUCUCGUUGGCAAGGACAGCACGCACGUCAUUCCGGGAGAGAAUCCCUUCAACGGAGGCCACCCUUGUGUGAUUCGUGGGCAGGUGAUGACAUCGGAUGGGACCCCACUGGUUGGCGUGAACAUCAGCUUUGUCAACAACCCCUUCUUUGGCUACACCAUCAGCAGACAAGAUGGCAGUUUUGACCUCGUCACUAAUGGCGGGAUCUCCAUCAUCUUGCAUUUUGAACGGGCACCCUUCAUUACUCAAGAUCACACCCUUUGGCUGCCAUGGGAUCACUUCUUUGUCAUGGAGACCAUAGUCAUGAGGCACGAAGAAAACGAUAUUCCCAGCUGUGACUUGAGCAACUUUGCCCGGCCAAACCCUGUCGUCUCGCCAUCCCCACUGACGGCUUUUGCCAGCUCCUGCUCAGAGAGAGGCCCCAUCGUGCCGGAGAUCCAGGCCUUACAAGAAGAGAUUAAAAUUGCAGGCAGUAAAAUCAAGUUGAGCUACUUGAGUAGCCGCACGUCGGGCUAUAAAUCCGUCCUUAGGAUCACCUUGACCCACACCACCAUACCGUUCAACCUCAUGAAGGUUCACCUCAUGGUCGCCGUUGAGGGUCGCCUUUUCAGGAAAUGGUUUCCUGCAUCCCCGGAUCUCUCGUAUUACUUCAUAUGGGACAAGACUGACGUGUACAACCAGAAGGUGUAUGGCUUAUCAGAAGCCUUUGUUUCGGUGGGCUAUGAAUAUGAAUCGUGUCCUGACUUGAUCCUGUGGGAGAAGCGGACGGCUGUGCUUCAAGGUUACGAGAUCGACGCUUCCAAGCUCGGAGGCUGGUCCCUGGACAAGCACCACGCACUCAAUAUCCAGAGCGGUAUCUUACAUAAAGGAAAUGGGGAAAACCAGUUCAUCUCUCAGCAACCACCUGUCAUAGGAAGCAUCAUGGGGAAUGGACGUCGCAGGAGCAUCUCCUGCCCGAGUUGCAAUGGCCUUGCGGACGGGAACAAGCUGCUGGCUCCUGUUGCCCUAACCUGCGGGUCGGACGGAAGCCUCUACGUCGGAGACUUCAACUACAUCCGAAGGAUCUUUCCCUCGGGAAACGUCACAAACAUACUGGAGUUAAGAAAUAAAGAUUUCAGACAUAGCCACAGCCCUGCUCAUAAGUAUUACUUGACAACAGACCCCAUCAGUGGAUCCAUCUACCUCUCGGACACCAGCAGCCGCCGCGUCUUUAGAAUCAAGUCCACCACCAUGGUGAAGGACGUGGUGAAGAAUUCGGAGGUCGUGGCUGGGACAGGAGACCAGUGCCUUCCAUUUGAUGAUACCCACUGUGGAGACGGAGGGAAAGCAACCGAGGCCACGCUCACAAGUCCCCGAGGUAUCACAGUGGACAAAUUUGGGUUCAUUUAUUUUGUGGAUGGCACCAUGAUCCGGCGCAUCGACCAGAACGGGAUCAUUUCGACUGUGCUCGGUUCCAAUGAUCUGACAUCUGCCAGGCCUCUGAGCUGCGACUCGGUCAUGGACAUCUCCCAGGUUCGCCUCGAAUGGCCGACAGACCUCUCAGUCAACCCAAUGGACAAUUCUCUGUACGUCCUUGACAACAACGUCGUCCUGCAGAUCUCCGAAAACCACCAGGUGCGCAUUGUGGCUGGAAGGCCAAUGCACUGCCAGGUCCCCGGAAUCGACCACUUCCUCCUGAGCAAGGUGGCCAUCCACGCCACCUUGGAAUCUGCUACAGCCCUGGCCGUCUCUCACAGUGGUGUUCUGUACAUCACGGAAACGGAUGAGAAGAAGAUCAAUCGCAUCCGGCAGGUCACCACCAAUGGGGAGAUCUCACUUGUGGCAGGGGCCCCGAGUGGCUGUGACUGCAAAAACGAUGCCAACUGCGACUGCUUCUCCGGGGACGAUGGCUACGCAAAGGACGCCAAGCUGAACGCCCCUUCCUCCCUGGCAGUCUGUGCAGAUGGCGAGCUGUACGUGGCUGACCUUGGGAACAUCCGGAUCCGCUUCAUCCGGAAGAACAAGCCAUUCCUCAAUACACAGAACUUAUAUGAACUGUCCUCACCCAUUGAUCAAGAACUCUACUUGUUUGACACGAGUGGCAAACAUCUUUUCACCCAGAGCCUUCCCACCGGAGAUUACCUUUACAACUUCACCUACACGGGAGACGGUGAUAUCACCCUGAUCACCGACAACAACGGGAACUUAGUCAACAUCCGGAGGGAUUCCACAGGGAUGCCGCUUUGGCUGGUGGUCCCUGAUGGCCAGGUCUACUGGCUAACCAUUGGCACCAACAGCGCCCUCAAGAGCGUGACAGCUCAGGGGCAUGAGGUGGCCAUGAUGACCUAUCAUGGCAAUUCCGGCCUCCUCGCCACCAAGAGCAAUGAGAACGGGUGGACAACAUUUUAUGAGUACGACAGCUUUGGCCAUCUCACCAACAUCACCUUCCCCACUGGCCAGGUCAGCAGCUUCCGGAGUGACACCGACAGUUCGGUCCAUGUCCAGGUUGAAACUUCCAGCAAGGAUGACGUCACCAUAACAACCAACCUUUCAGCCUCAGGUGCCUUCUAUACCCUCCUACAAGACCAAGUGAGAAACAGCUACUACAUCGGUGCAGACGGGUCUCUCCGGCUCAUGCUGGCUAACGGCAUGGAAGUGGCCUUGCAGACGGAACCUCACCUGCUAGCUGGCACCGUUAACCCCACCGUGGGGAAGAGGAACGUCACCCUCCCGAUUGACAACGGUCUCAACCUGGUGGAGUGGAGGCAGCGGAAGGAGCAGGCGAGGGGUCAGAUCACUGUUUUUGGCCGCAGGCUGCGAGUUCAUAACAGAAACCUGCUGUCUCUUGACUUCGACCGUGUGACCAGAACGGAGAAGAUCUACGAUGACCACCGCAAGUUCACCCUGCGGAUCCUAUACGAUCAGGCCGGCCGGCCCAGCCUUUGGUCCCCAAGCAGCAGGCUGAACGGGGUGAAUGUCACCUACUCCUCAGGGGGGCAUAUCGCUGGAAUUCAAAGGGGAACCAUGUCGGAAAGGAUGGAAUAUGACCCAUCCGGCAGGAUUACCUCCAGAAUCUUCGCUGAUGGCAAAUCUUGGAGCUACACAUACUUAGAAAAGUCCAUGGUACUGCUUCUUCACAGCCAGCGACAAUACAUCUUUGAAUUCGAUAAGAACGACCGGUUGUCCUCUGUCACCAUGCCCAACGUAGCCCGGCAGACCUUGGAGACCAUCCGUUCCAUCGGCUACUACAGGAACAUUUACAGACCGCCGGAGGGUAACGCCUCCAUCAUUGAGGAUUUCAACGAGGAGCGGCAGCUCCUGCAUACUCACCAUCUGGGAACGGGCAGGCGUGUCAUCUACAAGUACGGAAAGCUGUCCAAACUGGCGGAAAUGCUCUACGACACGACGAAAAUCACCUUCACCUACGACGAGACGGCGGGCAUGUUGAAGACGAUCAACCUGCAGAAUGAAGGGUUCACCUGCACCAUCCGGUACCGGCAGAUCGGGCCACUCAUCGACCGGCAGAUCUUCCGCUUCACCGAGGAAGGCAUGGUGAACGCCCGCUUCGACUACAAUUACGACAACAGCUUCCGGGUGACCAGCAUGCAAGCCGUGAUCAACGAGACGCCCUUACCCAUCGACCUCUACCGCUACGACGAUGUGUCCGGCAAGACAGAGCAGUUUGGCAAAUUUGGCGUGAUUUAUUACGAUAUCAACCAGAUCAUCACGACAGCGGUCAUGACCCACACGAAACACUUCGACGCCUACGGGCGGAUGAAAGAAGUGCAGUAUGAGAUUUUCAGGUCCCUCAUGUACUGGAUGACCGUGCAGUAUGACAACAUGGGGAGGAUUGUGAAAAAGGAGUUGAAGGUCGGCCCGUAUGCAAACACCACGAGGUACUCCUACGAGUACGACUCGGACGGCCAGCUGCAGACGGUCUCGAUCAACGAGAAGCCGCUCUGGCGGUACAGUUACGACCUGAACGGGAAUCUCCACUUGCUGAGCCCCGGCAACAGCGCCCGCCUCACGCCGCUGCGGUACGACCUCAGGGACCGGAUUACGAGGCUGGGGGACGUGCAGUACAAGAUGGACGAAGACGGGUUCUUGAGGCAGAGGGGGAACGACGUGUUCGAGUACAACUCCGCGGGGCUGCUCAUCAGGGCGUACAACAAAGCCAGUGGAUGGAGCGUGAAGUACCGCUACGAUGGCCUCGGGCGGAGGGUCUCCAGCAAGACCGCCCACGGCCACCACCUGCAGUUCUUCUACGCAGAUCUCAGCAACCCCACCAAGGUCACCCAUCUGUACAACCACUCCAGUUCCGAAAUAACUUCCCUCUACUACGACCUUCAGGGCCACCUCUUUGCCAUGGAACUGAGCAGCGGGGACGAGUUCUAUAUCGCCUGCGACAACAUCGGGACACCCUUGGCGGUCUUCAGUGGGACGGGGUUGAUGAUCAAGCAGGUCCUCUACACGGCUUAUGGGGAGAUCUACAUGGACACCAACCCAAACUUCCAGAUCAUCAUCGGCUACCAUGGGGGCCUCUACGACCCCCUCACCAAGCUCGUGCAUAUGGGGAAGAGAGAUUAUGACGUGCUGGCCGGGCGGUGGACGAGCCCUGACCACGGCAUCUGGAAACGUCUGAGCAGCAGCAACGUCAUGCCCUUCAACCUGUACAUGUUCAAGAAUAACAACCCCAUUAGUAAUUCUCAGGAUAUAAAAUGCUACAUGACAGAUGUCAACAGCUGGCUGCUCACCUUUGGCUUUCAGCUGCACAAUGUCAUCCCCGGGUACCCCAAGCCUGACAUGGACACAAUGGAACCCUCCUACGAACUCGUCCACACCCAGCUCAAAACCCAGGAGUGGGACAACAGCAAGUCGAUUUUGGGUGUGCAGUGCGAAGUGCAGAAGCAGCUGAAGGCUUUCGUCACCCUGGAGCGCUUCGAACAGAUCUAUAGCUCAAGCAUCGCGGGCUGCCAUGAAGUCAAGGAGAACAUUAACUUCGCUUCAGGCGGCUCCGUCAUCGGCAAGGGGGUCAAAUUUGCAAUGAAAGAUGGAAGAGUAUCUACCGACAUCAUCAGUACAGCGAACGAGGAUGGGCGGAGAAUCGCAGCCAUACUGAACAACGCUCACUACCUGGAGAAUUUGCACUUCACAAUCGAAGGCAUGGACACCCACUAUUUCGUCAAGCAGGGUCCGUCGGACAGCGACCUGUCCAUCCUGGGCCUCAGCGGUGGGCGCAGAACCUUGGAAAACGGCGUCAACGUCACCGUCUCCCAAAUCAACACCGUGCUCAACGGCAGGACUAGACGUUACACGGACAUCCAGCUCCAGCACGGGGCACUGUGUCUGAACACCCGCUACGGGACCAGCCUGGACGAGGAGAAGACCCGUGUGCUGGAGCUGGCCAGGCAGCGUGCCGUGGCCCAGGCGUGGGCCCGGGAGCAGCAGAGACUGCGGGACGGGGAGGAGGGUGCGCGCUCCUGGACAGAAGGGGAGAAGCAGCAGCUGCUGAACACGGGGCGGGUUCAGGGUUACGAUGGCUACUUUGUGAUCUCAGUGGAGCAGUAUCCGGAACUCUCGGACAGUGCGAACAACAUCCAUUUCAUGAGACAGAGCGAAAUGGGCAGAAGGUGA